Messenger RNA from Penicillium bovifimosum, 663 nucleotides. RefSeq names its product NOPCHAP1/New4 family protein. Gene Ontology annotation, biological process: box C/D snoRNP assembly. The coding region runs from base 1 to 663 and encodes 220 amino acids. The transcript has 2 exons. NCBI's taxonomy places the organism in Eukaryota, Fungi, Ascomycota, Eurotiomycetes, Eurotiales, Aspergillaceae. The record is from RefSeq and is a predicted model, not a curated record.
AUGCCAAAAUCAACAACAAGAGCUGCUGCUGCUACCGGUAUCUCUCCGAAUACCAUGGACCUCACAGACCGCACCACGUCUCGCCAACAACGCACAACCUCCGACCAACCCUCCGAUUCCGACCCAACCUCCUCUUCAGGCUCCUCUUCAGAGGACGAAAGCGACAGUGAAAGCGAAGACGAAGAGCACUCCGAUCAAGAAAGGAGUGGCGUCGAACAAUCAAAAUUGCACGGUCAUGCCGCCGAUUCUUCCUCCUCCUCACUACCUCACAUCGGCGGCCGCCCGAAACCGCGCAUACAUCGCAUCAAUGGCAGUUCGGGGCUGAUGUCACGGCUCAACGCUUUCUUGCCGAAGAUGAAAGAUGCAAACGAGGAUUUGGAGAGACAGAUUGCUGCUGGGAAGGCCGCAGAUCUGGUUCUUGAUAAUGCGGAUGAGAGUGGGGGACAGUAUAUUGAGAUGGAUCUGGGUCUCGGUGUUCUAGAAGAGAAGCGCGAGGGCGAUUCAUCCAGCGGGGAAGAAAGUGACGAAGAACCUGACAGUGCCGCUGGCACUGGAGAGAAGUCCCAAGAUAUGAUGGACUCGGAUAUCAUUGGCAAACUUAUGGGAGGUAAGGGCAAGAAAUCGGAGACGAAUAAGCCCUCUAUUCAGGAGAUGGCUGAGUAG